UGGCGACGGGGAAGCUUUGCUCCGCCGCUCAUCUGCUUAUCAACUCGAAGUAGGCUGUUACCUUUACGUUACUUGAUUAUCUUCUAGCGUUAAAAUGUUUGCUUUUAAGGACACUAUAGUUUCUGGAUGUAACCAAGCUCUGCCGUCGCUGCCCAAUAAUAUUUCUGAAAAUGGGAUACGCUGAGAGUAACAUUACCAUGGAAUCGAGAAUAGGGAGUGUGUCAUCUGGAGUGGGCUGCAGUGUGAGAGGACAGACUUUCAAAAGUAACCCUUUCUGCCCUCGCUCCUCCAGCAAGUUGACACAGUCCAUCGUAAAGGACCACAUGGUGUCUCAUUACAAAAAGGUUUACUCAGCUAAAGCUGCCAUUGAUGCCUCAGUACCCAAAAGCCUGAUACACAGUGUAAAGUACAAUGACCAGAUCAGACAGGAGCGGUUGAAGAGGGGGGGUCGUCCUCGGUCAGCCAGCUCUCUCUCCCAGAGGAACAGCAGAGCCUCCUGCUCAUCUGCCCAGAGUAGAUUAUCUGUGCAGUAUGAUGACAGCCCUUACCUCUGCUCAAGGAGUUCCUCAGUAUCCAGCCCAGGGUUCAGCUCCUCCUUCCAUGCCAAGGAGAUAGUUUAUCCAUCAUAUAAAGUCAACAAUCUCUCUCAUCACAUACGGCCAGCAUCAGAAAGAAAAUACCGUAGUCCUGAGGCAACUUCACACAGAAAGCAGUCAGUGUGUUCACUGGGAGCUUCAGGAGACCACAGUCCCUACAAGUCUUUCCAGGACCCUGUUCAGAAGACUUACGGCGGAGACUUGCUCCAGAAACAUUCACAGCACUUUACCCAAGACAAACCCUUCACCCCGAAGACACUGAAGUCAGAAAAGAGUUCAUACCUAUCACAAUAUCGCUACUACAGAGCACCCCAGAGGAAAACCACUCAGGAUAGCACCAGCUCAAAAUUAAUGUGCCAGGAGACAUAUCAUGGAAGCACAAAGCCCAAGGAAUACACGCAGGAAUUCUAUGAGCCAUUUCAGGGAUUUAAUACAGAGCAUGAGUGGUCCGAAGAAGAAGUCAAUGGCACAUAUUUCUCUGCGUCGGGACAACAGAGUCGAGCACACAAGAGCAGAGACCAUGAUAUCUUUGACUCCUCAUCCAGGAGCUCACUGGAGGGCGAUAAAUCUUCCAUCAUAAAAGGUUUUUCUACAGAGGAAGAAGAAUUAAUGUACCUCGAAUUCAUUUCUGCUGUAACAGAGGAUAUAUUGUCCAAGGGUCACAUAUCUGACAGGUUCCUAGACCAGGUGAUGAAACGCCAUAUCGACAUGAAUCGCCAUCAGCUUGAUGUGGGUAAAAUGCGCCACCUUCUGGAAGUGCUGCGUAAAGAGUUUGAAGAGCCAUCCAACUUAUUCACCUCAAGUACCGAGCUAGAAAAAAAGAAGAAUGAUCUGGUUGACUCAUUCUUGCCAUCUGUUGGAUCAGGAGGGAAACAAGAAAAGACCAAAACGUACGAUGACCUGGUCUCCUAUGCAUCACUCAUUAAAUCUUGCGAUUUGCCAGAUUAUGCUGAUCCCCUGUUGGUGUCAACACCCUUAUGCUCUCCUGGAACGACUGUCGCCUCAGCAGCUGAAACAAACGAAAAGGAUGAAGAAGUUCACAAUCAGGAAGAAGGCAAUUGCUCUCCUUGUCUCAGUGACCAUGUUUCUAAUACUAUGAAAAUCAGCGAAGAAGUCCAUCAAAAUCAAACAGGCGCUACUGAGACAAUCAAAGAAGACACCAAUGAAAACCAUGAAUCUACCACCACUGACAGACACCAAGAUGAAGUCAGUUAUGAUGGACAAUCUAAAGAACUUGAGGAUCUGGGGAGAAGUUUGUCAGAGUCGCUUCAUGUUUCCAGCAAUAAACACCACAGCGAUGAGGAGACUGCCACUGAGCAACAUGCACAUUCAGUUGCUUCUGUUAGUGAUGACGAGUUCUGAGUUUCAGCUGUAUUCUAGGAUUGAAUUCCCUUUUCAUAUUCUUGUUAACAAGUCAGUGUUUUUUCCAGAGAGAAAUUUAAUAUUUGAAUUUUCUGAAAGUAUAGUUUUGUAUUUAUGAUUCAUGUGUUGUGUUGUCAAACAUUUUUACAAGCCUCACCAAAAAUGGUGUUGUUAUAUUCAGAAUUUUUUUAAUCUUUUUUUUUUACAAAAACAAACAGGUUUGCAAGUAGAGACAUGAAUUUCUCAUUUGGGAUAUUUUAAAGUGGCCACUUACUGGCCGUAGUGGUUUAUCUUCAAUUGACCCUCAGACGAAUGCUUUAAUGUUCUAGAUGGUUGCCCUGUAGUAUCUAGUAAGAUUAGCAAAUGUAGCCCAUAGCACUGAUGUCAGAUGUGUGAAAUUAGUGGUUUUAUUUUUGAUUGAGUCGAUUGCAGAGUAUACAUAGUCUAAAUGUAGCUACUGUUUAUAUUUGUUGAUUUCCCUCCCAAAAAACAACACUUUUCUUGUUAAAAAAAACAAACAUUUUCCAGUGUGUUUGACUUGACAUAUGCCUCACAGAUGUAGCAACUAGGAGUUGAUUGUCACCGGAAAGUGUCUUUACAAUUGCAAUAAAUGUCUAUUCUUCCA
This is a messenger RNA of Eleginops maclovinus (Patagonian blennie), 2583 nucleotides long. It is a transcript of the gene spata7, whose product is annotated as spermatogenesis associated 7. Gene Ontology annotation, cellular component: axoneme; rod photoreceptor outer segment; ciliary basal body. Gene Ontology annotation, biological process: protein localization to photoreceptor outer segment; microtubule cytoskeleton organization; protein localization to photoreceptor connecting cilium. NCBI's taxonomy places the organism in Eukaryota, Metazoa, Chordata, Actinopteri, Perciformes, Eleginopidae. The record is from RefSeq and is a predicted model, not a curated record.